Molecule: messenger RNA, 2102 nt
Organism: Brassica napus (rape)
Lineage: Eukaryota; Viridiplantae; Streptophyta; Magnoliopsida; Brassicales; Brassicaceae
Product: probable protein arginine N-methyltransferase 3
Exons: 4
Coding region: 556-1608 (350 amino acids)
Source: RefSeq, a predicted model, not a curated record
CGUUUUGCCUUGGAUACCGAACUUGAAAAGCUUGAUGUUGUUGGAUUGAAGAGACUCGAAGAUUCUCCUCAGGGUAUGGUUCAGGACACAGAUAACUGUUUCCAUAAAACCCAACAAAUAAAAAACAGUUAUCUGUGUAAUCAAAUCUUUCUGCAGCUCAAUUUCAACAACAAUAUUUAUCAUCCAACUAAGCAAUGAAAGUGAAAGAGAGAAUCUUUACAUUGGAAGAUUCUAAAGAGUCUUCUUUUAAUGAAAAAAAAAAUCACAGGAGAUUCAGAAUCAACAUAGAGAAAGAAAGGGAGAAUCCUUACAUGAUGGAUUUAAGAUUGAGGGUCGAUAAGAAAGCGAAAUUCUCGAGCUGAGAAAACCCAGAUCGGUAUAUUCCGUCUUCCACCAUCGAGAAAUUCGUCGGCGGAAUUAAAACCUCGCCGCCGUCGUUAUCAUCAUCCACUAUCAAUAAACCCAUCAAUCUGAAUCGAACCAAAUGAAUCUUUGUUUCUCCCUCAUCAACAUCAUCAGAGUCAAGCACAUCCAUAUCCAACGUCCGAGAGAGAGAUGUGGAGAGAAGAAGGCCAAACUCUCUCAAACCGAUCGUUGAUCGCAAACCCUCUCUUCAGGACUUGGCGCCGUUCUUUGGGUUAUCACUCUCAACUUCUCAUGGCGGCGGAAACAAAGAUGGUGAAGGACGGUGUUCCCAACUACAGCGAGAACGACGACGAAGAGAACUUCUCAGAAGAUGGAGACUGGGGAGAUUGGGAAGCAGCUGAUAAGGACGACGACGACUUCGAAUCUGAUUUCGUUUGUUUGUUCUGCGAUUCACUCUUCGAGCACUGUCGUCUGAGCCACGGGUUCGAUUUUCAUGGAGUUAGAAAGGAACUGAAGCUGGACUUCUACGCUUCGUUUAAGCUCAUCAACUAUAUUCGCUCGCAGGUGGCUGAGAACAAAUGCUGGAGCUGGGAAGCUUUGCGGAAGUGUCAUCCCGAAGCCAAAGAUGUGAACUUUCCUUGGGAUGAAGAGAAGUAUCUGAAGCCCUUCUUGCAGGAGGAUUCGCUUUUGUACAGCUUUGCAGAUGACGAGGAGGAGGAAGAUGAAGAAGAGGCGUUAGACAGAGAGGAUUUGAUUGAGGAUUUGCGGAAACUUGGGGAUUUAAGCAUUGUUGAUGAUGAAGCUAUAGGGGAGAGCUCAGUGUCAAACAAUGACAAAUGCAAGGAUGUUAGUCUUAUCUCAAACUGCGAUGACCUGAAACAAAGUUCUGCUUAUGGUUUGGUAGUCAAUAGGAAGGGUAAAGAACCAAGAGUUUGUGAUGCGAGGCUAGUUGGUAGGAGCAUCAGGAAGGUGAAUGAGAAUUAUUUUGGAUCUUAUAAUUCGUUCGGCAUUCACAGGGAGAUGAUAAGUGAUAAGGUUAGAACAGACGCUUACAGGGAUGCACUUUUGAAGAAUUCUAGUCUCAUGUCUGGCUCUGUUGUAAUGGAUGUUGGUUGUGGAACUGGAAUAUUGAGGUUGAUAAGAAACAGAUUUUACAUGAAAAAUAUCGAGAAGGGAUCUCAAGAACUUACAGUCGAUUCUAUUGGCUUUUGGAGAAAUUUGAGAAGGACAAAAAGAUGGUAAACACAAAGGGCCCGGUUCUGGGCUAAAGCCCAUGAAGCAUGGACUUUGGAAGUCAGAGAACAUACUAAUAUAAAGGGCGCCAAAUUUUCCAGUUAGUCUGGUUUAGUCUGAUGGUUUGUGUACUUUGUUGGACCCAAUUUUGGCCAGUACAUAAAUAGGCUGCGAUCAAAGAUAUGGGCCGCGAGGAAUUAAAGCCCAUAGCAAGCAAUCGAGCCCGAAACGAAGACUUCGAGGCCCCGGAGAUCGCGGAACAAGAGACGAAGAUCGCGGAGCAGUUACGAAGGUCACGAGGUCGACUUACUAUAAAGGAAGGAGAACGGACAUGAAGAAGCACACGUUGAAAACCCUAGAGUGAGCUACACACAUACAUCGACAUUGUUUUCAUCCCAAUCUUAGAUCUUUUCUUUACCGAUCUCAUUUGUAUCGUUCGAUCUAGUUCAAUUCAUUGUUUUCGAUCUUAUUCAUCAAUAAAGUCUAUUUUUACCUACUGGAAA